Messenger RNA from Perca fluviatilis (European perch), 6607 nucleotides. RefSeq names its product collagen, type IV, alpha 5 (Alport syndrome) (gene col4a5). The coding region runs from base 219 to 5294 and encodes 1691 amino acids. Gene Ontology annotation, molecular function: extracellular matrix structural constituent. The record is from RefSeq and is a predicted model, not a curated record. The transcript has 52 exons. Lineage: Eukaryota; Metazoa; Chordata; Actinopteri; Perciformes; Percidae. Gene Ontology annotation, cellular component: basement membrane; collagen trimer.
AGGACCACUGGGAGCCUCUCGCAAGCGCAACAAACAGGCAGCCGACACGCCGGAGAAAGAAGUGCCUUUUUCUUCUUAUUUCUGUUCCACCGAGAAGCAAGUGUGCAAAGGGGGGAGGAAGCGGGGCUAUGGCACGCGAGUAGAGAGCCAUUCAGUUUGAGAGUGUUAACGCAGGCGGACCCUUGUUUUUAUUCACCCCCCCCCCCAACCCCCCCAAGAUGAAUAAAGACUUGAAGAGCCUGCGACAGCUCGCCGUGCCUCUGCUCUUCCUCGCCCUGAGUGUCGCGGUGCAGCGAUCCGACUCUGCGGCUUGCCAUGGAUGCGUGGGAUCUAAAUGUGACUGCAGUGGAGUAAAAGGAGACAAGGGCGAGCGGGGUUUUCCAGGUCUCACCGGACAGCCGGGAGUCCCCGGAUUCCCCGGACCAGAGGGGCCGAUCGGAGCCAGAGGAGAGAAGGGCAGUGAUGGAACUCAAGGACCAUCUGGUCCAAAAGGAAUACGAGGACCGUCUGGAUUGCCAGGAUUUCCAGGAACGCCAGGACUUCCAGGUCUGCCCGGGCAGGACGGACCUCCAGGCCCAAGAGGAUUGGCGGGAUGCAACGGUACAAAGGGUGAAAGGGGUUUCCCAGGAAGUUCAGGAAUCCCCGGACAGCAAGGACGGCCGGGUCCACCUGGUCUGCCAGGACAAAAGGGCGACCCAGGUGAUGUGAUCUCCACCAAUCGUUUUGGAGAGAAAGGAGCAGUUGGAUUACCCGGAUUGCCUGGAGUUCCUGGAGACCCCGGACCCGCCGGUUUGCAAGGUCCACUCGGCCCUCCGGGACCCAGAGGCUAUGAGGGUCGUCCAGGUCCCCCAGGACCUCCCGGACCAAAGGGGAACAUGGGAUUGAACUUCCAAGGACCCAAAGGAGAGAAGGGUGAUACAGGUUUGCCAGGACCUCCUGGUCCUCCCGGGCAAGUUGGAGAACAGAAGAGGCCGCCUGAGACAGAGAUUCAGAGAGGAGACAAGGGUGAUCCAGGUCUUCCAGGUUCCCCAGGCGACACCGGCUAUCCAGGACCUCCUGGUCCUGCGGGUGGCCAGAAAGGAGACAAGGGAGAACCAGGAGAACCAGGCAAACGAGGCAAACCGGGCAAAGAUGGCGACCCCGGUACUCCAGGCUACCCCGGGUCCAAAGGAGAAUCGGGCUCGCCAGGUCCUCCAGGCAGGGAUGGAGAGAGAGGACUGAAAGGUGAUCGAGGAUUCCAAGGCCCACCAGGAGUGGUGAUUGGCGGGCAGACAGAGGGUCAGGUCGGCCCUAAAGGCGAGCCAGGGUUCCCCGGAUCUCCGGGAGUCAAGGGAGAAAGAGGACUACCAGGUUUGUCAGGACCUCCAGGAUCUCCGGGACUUCCAGCUACCGGUGGUGGUGGUCUGCCUGGAUCCCCAGGCUUCCCCGGAGAGAGAGGUCAGAAGGGGGACUCUGGCAGUCCAGGUCUGUCUUUGCCAGGUCCCCCAGGGCGUUCGGGUUCUCCUGGUGUCCAGGGGUUACCGGGGCCCCCCGGGCCUCCAGGCGUUUCCACAGGAGGACAAAACUGCAUUCCAGGAGAGCCCGGGCGUCCCGGCGUGCAGGGAGAGACGGGUUACCCAGGAGAGUCGGGCCAGAAAGGUGAGAAGGGCGACAACUGUGUGAACUGCUUUGGCGGCACCACCGGCAUCCCAGGACCCCCCGGACCUGCUGGACAGCCCGGAUUCCCUGGAUCUCCUGGCUCCCCGGGUAUGAAAGGAGACCGAGGAUUUUCAGGAAUACCUGGUGCCGUUGGACCGCCUGGUCCCUCUGGUCCUCAAGGUUCUCCAGGGUUCCCCGGAGAGAAGGGAGACCCGGGCGAAGCCAUCACAGUCAGCGGCGUGCGGGGAGAGAAGGGGGACACCGGCUUCCCAGGAUCCCCCGGUCUCCCCGGUCUGGACGGUCGGCCCGGUCGCGAUGGACAGCCUGGAGCUCCGGGACCCAAAGGAACUCCUGGCUCUCUGCUGGUGAAAGGAGAACGAGGCACCCCCGGUGAGCCAGGCUCCCCAGGUAUUCCAGGAGACAGGGGUCCUCCAGGGAGCCCUGGCUACGGACCACCGGGACCUAACGGAGACAAAGGUAGCCAGGGCGUCUCGGGAAGACCUGGAGGUCCCGGCGCACCCGGUACUAAAGGAGAACCGGGCCUGACGGUGGCUGAUAAAGGCUCACCAGGACCCCGAGGACUGGAUGGCGAGCCCGGACUGCCCGGCUCACCAGGUAACCCAGGUCAGCCCGGCCAAAAUGGUUUCCCUGGGUUACCAGGAUCGAAGGGUGACCCUGGACUCCCAGGCAUCGGACUCCCAGGACCCCCCGGAGCUAAAGGAUUCCCAGGUAUCGCCGGCCAGCCAGGAACUCCAGGAGCACCGGGCAGACCAGGAGUAGACGGACUCCCUGGCCAGCCUGGAUUUCCUGGACCCAAGGGCGAGCCUGGCUUUGGCCUCCCUGGCCCCCCAGGUUUACCAGGGGUACCUGGAGCUAAAGGUUUCACCGGACCAAAGGGAGAUCCCGGUUUCCCCGGCGGCCCCGGCUCACCUGGUCGAUCUGGAUUUGAUGGCUCUCCGGGAACUAAAGGUGACGCUGGUAUUCCCGGUCUACCCGGAGCUCGUGGCCCACCCGGACCUUCCAUUGGUGGCACACCGGGGCAGCCAGGCCCCCCCGGACCCUCUGGACCAAUGGGACCCCCAGGCGAGAAAGGAUUCCCUGGAUCAAACGGAGAGAAGGGAGACCCCGGCCCUCCAGGUCUAGAUAUUCCAGGUCUGCCAGGAGACAGAGGGAGUCCCGGUUUCCCAGGUUCCCCAGGACCAAUUGGAACUCCAGGACCCCCUGGAGGACCUGGACGGGACGGCCUGCCUGGACUGCCAGGUCUUAAAGGAGACAUGGGCCCCAUGGGAUCUCCAGGACCUUCUGGAGAAUCAGGAAGAACAGGAGGACCUGGCGGUCCCGGACCUAAAGGUGAACCUGGAUUCCCGGGCCGAGACGGUGGACCCGGCGGCCCCGGUGGUAAAGGAGAGAGAGGAGAACCCGGCCUCCAGGGACCCCCAGGAAGCAGCCAGGUGCCAGAGCAAAUAAAGGGAGCCAAAGGAGAACCUGGACUAUCAGGUGCACCAGGUUUUUCAGGUCAGAAAGGCGUUGCCGGUCUCCCCGGUGACCCCGGGCUGCCAGGAUCAGACGGACGCCCCGGACUCCCCGGAUCACCAGGUCCCAAAGGAGAUCCUGGCAUCCCAGGAGGCCCCGGGGCUCCUGGGCUUUCAGGAACAAAAGGCGCAAUGGGAGAAAUGGGAUUUCCAGGACCGUCAGGGCAGAAGGGUCUACCAGGUCAGUCAGGUCGGCCCGGAUCCCCGGGACAGCCAGGAGGACCCGGUUUCCCUGGAGCCAAAGGUGAACCAGGCUCUGCUGGAGUCGGACCACCCGGACAGUCCGGACCCAAGGGUGACCCAGGUCAGCCAGGUUUCCCAGGAAGUCCAGGACUUAAAGGAACUGCAGGAUCCCCCGGUCUCCCAGGGUUACCAGGAGGGCCUGGUCCCAAAGGCGACGGCGGAAUCCCAGGACUACAAGGACCUCCGGGCAUUCCCGGUCCCAAGGGUCUCGACGGAGGGCCCGGUGCACCGGGUCUCACCGGAGCCCCCGGCAGACCAGGAGAGUCCGGCCGACCAGGAGGACCAGGGUUGCCAGGCGACAAAGGUCAGGCAGGUCGGGACGGGAUCCCAGGACCGGCUGGAAUCAAAGGAGAUCCCGGGCUUCCUGGUUACGGCGGACCUGGUGCUCCAGGGCUUCCAGGGUUGCCAGGCUCAAAGGGAGACCCCGGUCUCCCCGGCACCUCUGGCAGUCCUGGUUUCCCCGGCUCCAAAGGCGAGAUCGGUUACCCCGGCUCCCCUGGUCCUCCCGGCAACCUCGGCCCUCCUGGGUCCCCGGGUCAGGCUCUGCUGGGCCCCAAAGGAGCACAAGGACCCCCUGGGCCUCCCGGACGAGCGGGUCCCGCAGGUCCUUCAGGUGCACCUGGCCCCGAGGGCCCCGGCGGGCCCGCAGGAAGCGGCGGCGUUAAGGGAGAGAAGGGAAUCCCCGGCGCUCCCGGCCAGCCUGGCUUCCCCGGACAGAAGGGUGAUGGCGGCGUUCCCGGAUUCCCGGGUCCCUCUGGUCUUCCCGGUUCUUCUGGUUUGAAGGGAGACAUCGGUCUGCCCGGCGUUCCUGGAUUCCCUGGGCCAAAGGGAGAUCCGGGACUCCCCGGUGGCAGCGGCCUUCCUGGAGAUCCUGGCGAAGUCGGAGAGCAAGGCCUUCCUGGCGACCCCGCCGUUGCGCCGACACCCAUCUUUGUGAAGGGAGAGCGAGGACCCCCUGGUGUUCAGGGCCAGCCUGGUGGUCGGGGACCACCCGGCCCUCCUGGGCGUGAAGGACUUUCGGGUCAGCCCGGCAACCCCGGUGAUCCUGGUCCCGAAGGUCCUCCUGGCUUCAGUGGCCCACCCGGCAGGAAGGGAGACAACGGCCCGGCCGGUCAGCCUGGUCAGCGUGGCUACCCUGGUCCGCCUGGUUCCGACGGUCCACAGGGUCAACCCGGUCUUCCAGGAUCCGUCUCCGCUGCCCACGGCUUCCUCAUCACCCGCCACAGCCAGGCUCAGGAUGUGCCCUUCUGCCCCGACGGAACCAGCCUCAUCUACGACGGCUACUCCCUGCUGUACGUGCAGGGCAACGAGAGGGCCCACGGACAGGACCUCGGCUCGGCCGGCAGCUGUCUGCGCAGGUUCAGCACCAUGCCCUUCAUGUUCUGCAACAUCAACAACGUCUGCAACUUCGCCUCCCGCAACGACUACUCCUACUGGCUGUCCACGCCCGAGCCCAUGCCCAUGUCCAUGGCCCCCAUCACUGGAGAGGGCAUCAAGCCCUUCAUCAGCAGGUGUGCAGUGUGCGAAGCCCCAGCCAUGGUGAUCGCGGUCCACAGUCAGACCAUCCAGAUCCCCACUUGCCCUUCAAAUUGGGAAGCUCUGUGGAUAGGGUACUCCUUCAUGAUGCACACCAGUGCGGGCGCAGAGGGCUCCGGUCAGGCCCUGGCCUCCCCCGGCUCCUGCCUGGAGGAGUUCCGCAGCGCCCCCUUCAUAGAGUGCCACGGCCGAGGGACGUGCAACUACUACGGGAACUCCUACAGCUUCUGGCUGGCCACCGUCGAACAGUCGGAGAUGUUCAGGAAGCCCCAGUCGGAGACUCUCAAGGCGGGUAACCUGCGAACGCGCGUCAGCCGUUGCGUGGUCUGCAUGAAGAGGACGUAACACGGCACACGGCAACGAGAGCUACGUCACCAUUUCAGGGGACGCACGAUCAAUAUCAAGAGAUGAUUGGAUGACGAGGAACAAGUAGGGGGACGGGGGAUGGGGGGGGGGGCGGAUAGGCCGUCAAAGUGACAACAAGGUGGAAUUCCAAUUGUGCAUUGUCUUCGGGGGGAAAAAAACAAAAAGAACCUUACGACUUAAACAAUGGUGCUACUGUAUGACACAGCGUAAACACAUUUUACAUUUAUUCUUUGUUUCUCUUAAGAAGUACCUCAAAACGAAAGCAGAAAAAUAUCCACUAAAUGGUGCCAUGAUGGAUGUGUGAAAAAAGCAAAAGUGCAUUUUUUCCCCUUCUUUCCCAAAAUGAUCAGUUUCUUUUUUUUCCUUUUUUUUUUUUUUUUUUAAAUCACAUUUUGACGUUGGUGCAAGAAAAAAUGUCAUAUUUUACCAUUUCUUUUUUUUUUUUUUUUAUGGCCUUUUAUGAUGAGUGGAUACCAAAUCGGCACUUUGACUUCGGAACAUCCAAGACGAGAGAUGCACUGACGAUGAGCUUUCCUUAGUGAGACUGCCUUUUGUAUUACUAGCUCUUCAUUCACACGCUCUUUCUCUCUGUCUGUCGUUUAACGUUACAUUUGGUGGUACUAACGCUGCUGUAGCCCGCCUUCUAACCCUCAGCCUACACCUUCUUUCUCUUCACUUUUUUUUUUGUAAGUAAUAAAAUGUGUAUAUUGUGUAAAACACCUUUUAUUUUUUUGUUUUUAGUGUAUUAGGUCAUGAAUCGGUACCAGCUAUUUGUUAUAAGACAAUUUUCCAGAUUCUUUUUAGCUCACGCGUUCACACACAAAUAUACACACAUACACACACACACACUCAUUAUUCACUUCAUUGCUCACUUACACACAUCAACUCAGAUAUUGUACAAAGUAAGGCUUUUAUGAAUGAAACAGUAUUUUAUAUAUAAAAAAUAUAUAUUUGAAAAAAGAGGUUAAAAAGGUAUAUAAACUUUAUUCGGCUGUGUGUGGGGGGGGGGGGAAUUGUUCACUGUUUUCAAACACAAACAAAGGUCAGGCAUUUCACCGAAACGUAAAGCUAAGUACCGAGCACAGACAGAGCCAUUUUCCCUAAAACAUGACAGUCUUGUAUAAUAUUAACGAAGCCAGUCGCUUAAACCUUUUCGUAUUCAAUUUGUAGGAUUAAUAAACGUUGAACUGAAAUAAAGGGGAUGUGCUUUUUAGGUAGUCUAAUGAUUGGGGGAAUGUUGCAGAUAUUUGUGCAAAAAGGAUUUAAAUUAAAUAUUGGCUCCUUGAUUAGAA